ACAGCUUCAAGACAGAGUUUUGGAAUCAAUUGUUUAGAAAUGUGAGGGAAUGCGGUCGACGCGUCCAAACACUGCAAGGUGUUGGAAAAGUGGUUUUUUUUUUCAUAUUUUUUAGAAAACGCAGUAAUUUGCAUUUGGUAUCCAAACCCGGCGCGUUGUUCAAGAUGGCAGCUGAUUGUCUAAUGAAUAGUUUUUUUUUAAACAUUAUAUUUAUAUGGAUUUAAAGUAAUGUGAAACUAAUAGUUCUUGUUUUUUUACGACUGAUAUACUAGUUUACCGAAGAAACCGCGCAAAUUCCAGGUGAAAUAUGUUUCUGGCCACGACUUGGAGGAAACAAAUGGCUUUCAAUUGAAGAUCUUUGAGCUGGUAUUUGAGAAAUAAAGCAAAGUUUCUUUAACAAGUUCCCCACAUCACUGCUUUAAGAUUUUUUAUUUGCCAGUUCCUUCAAAACACAGUGAUCCAUGAAAGCUUAGGUGCCUCGCCAUGCUGACUAACUAAGAAAGUGAGGGGGAAAAUCUGAGAGAUGCGAGAAAGUGUGCGGGUAUCACAUACCCAAACGGUACUAUUCCUAAAAAAGUAUUUGAAGAAUCACUACGGACAUCCCAGUUUCAAGAAUGUGAAUCCAGUUUCAAGAAUGACCUAGAAUUCAGCUACAAAAGGUUUCGCCCAUUUCCAGGAAAGAAGUUUGAAGAUAAGGGACAAAGGAUAUGCCCGUUUAUUAUGCUUACGUGGUGAUUGGAAAUGCAGCCUUGCAAGAUGUCUUGGAAAAUAUUUUUUCUCUUUUAUAGUGGAAAGUUAAAAGAUAAAGCAAAUUAAUGCACUUUGAUUUCAACUCUAUCAAAAAAUAAAGAGACAUUAAUCCAAACUAUUAUUUAUAUAGUACUGUACUUUUAACACUUAUAGCAAGUAGUUUUUUAUUUGCAAGAGCAAAAUAUACUUUGAUAAAUUGGCAUGUAUAAAAUAAUUGUAUUGGAUUGUGUCUUUCUUGCCUUUAAAAAAAUAAGGUUUCUAAAAUUAUAGGUGAAUCCAUUUGAAAAAUUACUGGUUAUAUGUGAAAUGCUGUAAUCUCUAAACUUUCCAACAGGUAAAUUACUUAGUAUUUAAUGUAUCAUUUGCUAUUAAUAGUCAUUUCUUAGUCUGGUGUUCUUGUGACACAUCUGUACUUUAUUAUAUAGAGUUCAAGAAAGAAAGCUUUUUUAAAGGUGAUUGUUAUUUGUUACAUGGUAUUAUAGUGAAAUCUCUUGGUGGCUUCCUGUCAUAGGUAAUCAUCUCUGUGGUCAGUCUUUAUGAGAAAUAUAAUAUAUUGAAACAAAUAUUGGUAUUCAUAAUCAUAUUAUUUUGUAAGGUGCUUAUUCACUAUUCUGACUGUGACCAUUUUACUAAAUAUAUUUAAUUACCUUUCCUUUUUUCUUCAUAAAUUUUAUUCUUUCUUAGUGGGGUAUAAUUUGUCGUAUAUCUGUGAAAAGUCGUUCAUGUUUCGUAUAUGGAUGAUCUCGUUUUUAUAUACCAGUUUCCAUUCUGUGCACUCAUCACAUACAAGGAAUUAUGUUCAAGAGACUUUGUUUAGGUGAUUUUCUUUUUUAAUGUUAUAACAGUUAGUUAGGUGCAUUGACUUUUGAGUUUGCCAUUACAUAUAAAUGCAUAUGUUUUUAAAUUUUAUGUUUCAUGAACUUUCUCUCUGAAGAUGUCUGAAGAAGAGCUUGUAGUAAAAUCUGAAAAACAGCUUGUAACUCAGCCUGAAAAGCGGCUUAUAUUAGAGCCUGGAAUACAGUUUAUGAUACCACCUGAAAAGCCACGGGUUAAACAUAAACUGAAAGCAUUAAAUUUAGAAACACGAAUGAAAGUUAUUGAAGAUGCUGCUGCUGGUCUUUCACAAAGGAAGUUGGCAGAAAAGUAUGAAUGUAGUAAAACACAGAUACAUAAAAUUUUACAAAAGAAAGAAAUAAUCAAAGAGAAGUGGCGUAAAAAUGCUAACAGAAAUACAAAAAAGGAAACUUUUCAGCCUUAUAGAGAAAUAAAUGAUUUAACUUUGGCCUGGGUCGAAUGGGCUCGUACACAGAAUAUAUCAAUUAAUGGUAGGUAUCUUCGUGAAAUAGCUUCUAGUUAUGCAAAACACCUUAAAAUUGAGAAAUUUAGUGCAAGUACUGGUUGGUUAGAAAAGUUCUGUCGACGAAAUAAUAUUGUUUUUAAAAAUGUGAAUAAUGAAAAUAAAUCCAUUGAAUCCAAGAGGAAGAAUGAAAAUAAUGUUUCUAAAAGUCAGUGUGGUAAAAAAAAAUCUGUUGAACCCAUCAGUGAGAAUGCUAAUGUUGAUGCCAUUGACUCUGCUAGUGAGAAUGUGGUAGUAGAUUGGUUCCAGCCAUUGCCAUCAUUAAUAAAAAAUUAUGAUUUUAAAAACAUUUAUAAUAUAGAUGAGACAAGUCUUUGUUAUCAGUCAUUGCAUUCUAAAUCAUUCACAUGUAAAGAUCCUGACAUGUUUGAUGCUGAAAAAGUAAAACAGAGGAUAACAGUAAUGCUGUGUGUUAAUGCUUUAGGAGAAAAAGAAGCACCAUUGAUAGUAAACAAUUCCUUACAACCGAAAUGUUUUAAAAAUCUCUGUAUGUCUGAUCUUGGUGUGGAAUGGUAUGCCAACCAAAAGUCCUGGAUGACAGAUAGCAUUUUCACUAACUGGAUUGAAAAUUUUAAUUCAAAAAUGAAAAAGCAGAACAGAAAAGUAUUAUUAAUUUUGGAUAAUUCCCCAUGCCAUCCCAAAAUAACAUUGAGUAAUGUUAUUUUAUUGUUUUUACCUAGUAAAUCACAACCUUUGAAUCUUGGAGUAAUAAAAUUAUUUAAACUUCAAUAUCAGCGUCGUUUACUGACUUCAGUAUUUGCACUUACAAAUUCGGUAGAAAAUGUAAAUGAAAUGAUUAAACAAAUUACCUUAGCAGAUGCAGUAGAAUAUGUGAAAGAAGCAUGGAGCUGUGUAAAUGAGAAUACAAUAAAGAACUCUUUUAAGAAAAGUGUUAUUAAUUGCAAAUUGCCUGAAGAUAUACAUGCUGAAGAAGUCAUAGUCCAGACAGAAAAUGAAGUCAUAGCUUUAAGUCAGCAAUUAGGAAUUGAUAUCAAAAUUAAUUUUGAAGAAAGAGAGUUUCAGGUUGAAGAUGAUUGGGAAGAAGACAAUCUUGAAAUGCAGGCCAUUGCAUCUUCUUCUAAAGAAGUCCAAAUAAAGGAAGAAAGUGAAGAAUUUCCUGCUCUUCCUUUAAAUGAAGCUCUAGACUAUGUAAACAAGUUAAAACAGCUUGGUCGUAAUCUAGGAAAUAAUAAGAUGGUUGAUUUGCUUUAUGGAGUUCAAACUCUUUUAGAAAAGGAAGUGAUUAACCAUAAGACAAAUUUAAAUAGGCAGCCAUAUUGAAUGAAAUAUAUUUUUGGUUAGAUAGAAGCAAAACUCAAGAAUUCACUAAAUGCAAUAUUUUUGAGUAAGUGAGUAAAGUUUAUUGCAUAAGCUUUCUGUGCUUCUCACAUAAAAGCUGUUUCUGUGCUUUGCAUAUGAAAGUAAACUAAUUUUAUUGGGUAGCGAUAAAUAGUGUGUCACAUUUCAAUUUCUCUCUCUCUUUUUUUUUAAUACAAGAGCCUUUAUGUAAAUGAAUCCUCAUCAUGACUAGUCAUAUAUUUUAUCUGAAGUAGUCGCCUCCGCUGUAAGCCAUAAGCAUCUGGAAUUAUGGUUGGGAUUUUUAAGGAAGAUUUCGUUGUAUCAGUCAAGCUGCUAUACAUACCUCUUUUUAUCUUUAAUUCUUGAAAGUUUUUUUUUAACCCCCUGCAGUUGCUGAUGUGUAAUAAUUAUUUGACUAUACAACUAUGUAUGUAAAAUUUUGGUAAUUGUUUUGUUAGUCUGCUACCUGACUUUAUUAUUAUUUUCUUUUCUAUUAUUUUCAAUUAGCUUAUGUUGCAUUUUCAUUGUGAUUUGUGAAUCAAUAAAGAGAAGGCUUACUUUAGAGCAUGAAAUUUACUGAUGGGAUCAAGAGAUUAUUUUUAAAUUUUUGGAAAGAAAUGGAAUUAUUUGAAUGAAAAGCUGUAUUUGUUAAAAUUAUGGAAUAUGGAACUGAUAAGUGCAAUUUAAAAAAAGAUUUCACAGUUAUAAAGUGAAAUUGCACAGUUAUAAAUCAAAUUGCAUUUACAGGAAAAAAGCAACAGAGUGAAAUGCUCUGUUGUUUUUUCCUGUAAGUGCAAUUUGAAGAUGAUUUCCCAAAUUCUUUGCAUUUAUAAAUUGUGCUGGAUGCAUAAAUGUGUUUAUUUCUCUUGAAUAUAUACCAAAGUAACCUAAUUUUGUAUUUCAAAUUAUUUUCUACUUAUAAGUAUAUUUUGAUCAUUAAUAAUAUUUGUAAUGGUCAUGUUUUCUGAAUUCAUAAAUAACAAAAAUCCUUCUUUAUCUGUUAAAUAUUAUACCUGUAUUUAUUCCAUCACAAAUAUUAAUAGUCCUAUAAUUUUUUGUAUGUUCAUAUAUUCUGUAUGUCUGAUUUUUCAUUUUGUAUGAUAUAAAAUCUGAUUUGGCAUUAAUUUUCCUAUAAGCAGCAUGCAUUUGUAUAAAAAUAAAUUCAUGUCAUUUGGAUUUCUUCAUUUGAUUCAUAAUUAUUUUAUUUUAAAAGCGAGGUAACCUUCUUUUAUUUUAAAAGCUGUAAAGACCUUUAGUGACUUUUAUAGUAACUAUUAGUAACCUAAGUAAAUAACCUAUAGUAACCUAAGUAAAUAACCUAUAGUAACCAUUUUUUCCUGUAAAGAAUUUGGAAGAAGUAGGUUCAUAAAAGCAUUCAUUCCUUGAACCGAUUAAUUUAUCCCAACCAAUAUAAACUAUAAAAUUAAUUUUCUAAUCAUGCAGUGUAAUUAGUUUGAAUAAUUAAUAAUUGAAUGAUUUUUAAGUUUAAAAUUAAUUGAGUUGGUAUAAAACUUGAUUUAUAGAAAUAAAAAAUUCAACUGUGGGUUAAAAAUCUUUCUUUGAGGCCAUGAGGCAAGGAUUUCGUACUAUUUAAGAAGGAAAAGAUUUUUUUUUUUUUUUUUUGUCUAGUUUUGUGUUUAAGUGGGUAUAUGUUUCUCCAAAUAAUGCUUGAUGUGUUAUGUAAAAUUUCAGAUAUGUUCAUAAUGAAUUUCCUAAGUUAAUUCUUCCAUUCAUUUAUUAAUUUUUAUGUUGUAGUUUUAACUGAGAAAUCACUUCCUAACUAACAAAAUCAACUUGCAGAACAGGAGAAGGGGGUUAAAUCUCUUUUCAUUAAAACUCUGGCAUGGCAGGCUGAUGAUUGUAGGAAAAUGCAACAUUGAUUGACAUAGAUUUUAAGGAGGAGCAAUUUCAGAGAUUCGUACAAUCACCUUCUACAGCUGCAACUGAAUGAAACCCAAGUGCUAUGAAAAACAAAAACUACAACCAAAGUUAUCUGUGUUGCUUUUUUCGUAUUUCUUUCUUCCUCCCACCUUGACAAAAUUAAAAAAAAAAAAAAAUUAAAUAAGUAAGUUCAGGCUGCGAAAGAUGCACAUUAAAUUAGUAUUUUCAAGCAUUUGUGUUAGAUAUCAAGGGCAAAAUAAAAAUUAAAUAUUUAAAUUUUUGAUAGGAACAAAAAAAAAUUGGUUAUUAAUUGCAGUCAGAAACAAAGAAUUUAUAAUAAUUUUGAACAUUGUUUGUAUGUAAAUUUGAAGAAUUUGAUAUCCAUAAGUCCUGGAUGACAGAUAGCAUUUUCACUAACUGGAUUGAAAAUUUUAAUUCAAAAAUGAAAAAGCAGAACAGAAAAGUAUUAUUAAUUUUGGAUAAUUCCCCAUGCCAUCCCAAAAUAACAUUGAGUAAUGUUAUUUUAUUGUUUUUACCUAGUAAAUCACAACAAUAAUUGUGUGCCAGUGAAAGGGCUAGCCAAAUUACCUGAAUUUAUUCUUGCUACACUUUCAUUCCUCCUCUCUUCAAAAUUUUAGUAGCAUAUAUAUAUAUAUAUAUGUAUAUAUUUAAUAUUAAGAGAAGAAAACCUGAUUGUAACAUUCAUCAUUCAGCUCAAUGGUUCUCAGUUUGUCACAUUCUUCAUUUCCACAAUCUGUCAUUAUGUCAUUCCUUUUAAAGUUAUCCUUCCUGUUACUGGAAAAUACAACUUAAAUAAAAUUGGUGCAUUCCCAAGUAAUAUAUAAAAUCAAAAUUAUUUUAUUUUAAUGCGUCAGUUUUAUUAUAUUAAAUGUAUACAUAUGUACAGAGUGUUUUAUAAUUAAAGUUAACCUAUUUAUACCUAUGUAGAGUCCAUUCUGGUUGACCUAUUUCAUUGAAACUUGGUGUAUGCAUUAUUGGACCACAGAGAAAAGAAAAUUGCAGUAAAAAAUGAUAGUUCAAAUGUUGACCAACAAGUCAGAAGGGGGUUCAUGAUGAACAAAAAAAUACAAAUUAUAAAUGUAAAACUUUAUUUAAUCAUAGUAUUUAUUCAGUGUGUGUUCCAUUUGCAUCAAACACAUAUUUAAGGCAUGUUAUAGUGUGUUCAGUAGCAGCAUGAAGGGAUUCUUGAUCAAUUGCAGCAAGAUGACAUGUUAUGCAUCAGGCAUAGUUAGUAUGCUUCUUUCAUAGACAGGAUCUUUUAGGAAUCUGCAUAACCAGACAUGGAAACAGGGAUUCAAGUCUAAACAAGAAGGCUGUUCAAUUGUAAACUUUUCAAAAUAAUCUGCUCAUCUCCAGAGUGGGCACAAAGCAGUGCAUUCAUUGGUCCUCUAGUGUGAGGUGGUGCACCACUAAAAUAAUUUUAUGCUAGUGAAGGGCUGGCUUUGGUAGUUACACAAAUGAGAAUGUUAAACUUUGGUAGUCUAAACAAUUCUCAUUCGUGUAAGGCAGAAAUGACUUGCUUUUGAAGAAGUUCACAAGUGGCUGUUAUCGUGGGCUUUUGUAAAGUAAAGCUUUUGAGGCUUGACUCUUACCUUUGAGGGCUUUGUUCAGUUUUUUAUCGGCAUAUAAGCUGACGCAGUCACAGAAGUCAGAUACCAAGGCGAUUCUCUACCCUGUGUGUAGCAGAUGAAGAAAGUUUUGGGCAUAUCUUUUCUUUUGCUAGUAUUGUCCAAAGAUGAGAUGACACAUAUCGUUAAGCGAAGUAGAAAAAUAAAUGUAGAACUAUCACAAUUAUGUAGUUGAUAGCAAUUAUAGGCAUGUUGCGUCGAAUUAAGAAGUGAGCAUAAAAUAGUUAGAGUCAUAACUUGCAAUUGAUUGCGAUAAAUGAUGAGAUUCAUUUUGAGAACCCGUAGUCACCCUGCUGGUAUCUGUCGCUGAACUGGAAGAGCGUCUAAACUGCCACUAAGUUCAAGAGGUCACAUGAUCUAGAGCUAAAGCUAUUGGAGGGAAGAAGAGAAAGUACAGUGUAGUCAGACCAUCGGCAGGCAUUGGGGGGAGGGGGGAGGAUUUCCAGAGCCAUACAUAAAUUAGAGAUUGAUUGAGCCGAAACGGGGGGGGGAGGGUCUAAGAAGUCAUAAAUAACCAAUGUUAUGCUAACAAGAAAGUUUUAACUUUGAAUAAGUGCAAAAAUUUAUGAUAAUCAUUGGGAAUUAAAUUAAUUAGUGGAGGACUGAAUGUAAUAAUAAAAGAAAAGCACAUAAAAUUGUUUUAAGGCAAAAUUAACAAUAACUUAAAUUUACUUGAAGCAGAGGCCACCUUUAUUAAGAUAUAUUUGCACACUUUUAAUUGAAUCUUCUAGGUCUCCUGGUGUUCCUGCUAUCGUUAUAGUCAUAAUCCAUAUGGGGAAUGCUUUCGUUAUUGACACUGGUAAUUUUCCUGUAAAAUUUCCUAGCCAAUUUGGCCAUAUAGCUUUUUAACUGAGGGACUUUAAGCUUGUAAUAUUACGUAUAAACCACCUGCUUCUUGUCAUUUGACGUAGCGUCAGGUUUUGUUGUAUCUGUAAAUUUUUCAUAUGCGUCUCGCUGGCAAAACCUCAAACAGGACAGGCAUAAGUGAUAAUAGAUUGCAACAUGACUUUAUACAAGAGCAGCUUAUUGUCUAAGGAGAGAACAGAAUUCCAAGCAAUUAGGGGGAAGAGUUUUGAUUUAGCGGCUCGGAAUUUUUUAAUUAGCUGUGUUAUGUAGUGGUUCCAUGUAAAGGUUUUGUCCAUCAUGACUCAUAGGUAUUAUCACAGUCUUAGCCCCACGGGGAUAACAUUCCAUACAUAGUUAUCUUUUGUGUGAUUAUUCUUUUCUUCGUAAACAGGACGGCUUCCGACUUGUCCACAUUGAUUAGAAUUUUCCUCUUUUGAAGCCAGGCCUCAAGGUGCAUGAAUGUGUAUUUGUAGUGCUUGUGCAAUCUGGUCUAAAUUUGCAUUUUUUGCGAGACUUGCUGUGUCAUCGGCAUAAAUGGCAAGUGUAGUGCAGGGUGUCUGUGGGAUGUCGUUCGCAUAAAGUAAAAAGUAUAUCGGGCUGACCAAAGACCUUUGUGGUACUGCCAGCAUGAAUGCGUCUCUGUGUGGAAUAUGUGUUAUUGUAGCGAAGAACAAAGUUUCUCUCAUAGAGAUAAGAUUUAGUGAUGUUUAUGAUGUAUCCUGGAAAGCCCAGGGUGAUAAGUUUGUAGAUUAAACCGUCUAGCCAGACUCUGUCGAAUACUUUUGAUAUAUCGAGGAAAAGUGCUCAUGUGCUUUCUCUUUUAUUGAAUCCUUCCGAGAUUAAUUCUGUGACCCUGCACAGCUGCUGAGUUGUAGCGUGUUUCCUUCAAAAACCAUGCUGCUGUGGAAUUAAGGUAUUUUUACUGCUGAUGUGCUCCAGUAUCCUGUCUUGUAUAAAUGCCUUGGCAAUUUUGCUGAGUGUAGAGAGAAGACUUAUCGGACGGUAAGAUGCAGGGUCGUUGGCAGGUUUUUAAGGCUUUGGAAUUGGUACUAUCACAGCAGUUUUCCAUCUUUUUGGGAAGUAGUUUAGGGUCAGCAUAUGAUUUAAGAUGUUGGUGAACUUGAACAGCAUCACAUGACCUACCUGGUGAAUCAUCUUUGUACUAAUGCCAUCCAAGCCUGGGCUUUUUCUAACUUUUCUUUUCUCGAUAUAUCUAAUAACUUCCGAGGGUUUAACUAGACGAAUGUUGUCUGUGUUUGUUUUUGAGAAGUAUUGAUUGUUUGUAAAGCUAACUGUGUGUUCUGUAUGUGGGUUAGAGAUGUUGUGAGUGUAAAACUGAGAUGUGUAGUUAUUAGCUAGUAACUCAGCUUUCUCAGUUUCGGUGUAGGUGAUUUUGUUACGGCCAUUAAGGGGUGGAAUGGUGGUGUAGCAUCUUUUAAAUUUGGAAACUGCUUUCCAAAUUGUUGUCAGUGGAAAGAGAAUCCAAAUAAUUAGACCAGUCUCUUUGUGCAUGUAAAUUAGUAAGGGACUUGACCUCCUGAUUCAGUUGAUUAAGGAUCUUUUUGUCAUUAGGGCAACGUGAUCUUUGCCAUUCCUUCCUCGCUCUAUUUCUCCUUGUAAUCAGAGCAUUGAUUUGAGGAUCUCUGAGACGUUUCUUAUGAGGAACUUCUUUACCGUUAUUAGAUAGAGUAGUUUUUAAGGUGACUAUGAACUCUUCUACUAAUGCGUCUAACUCAGUCUCACUCUGUGCUGUGGGUAGGGUGUACUGGGUGUUGUUCAAAUCUUUGGCGUAAUUUUCCCAGUUCGUAAUAAGGGCUAUUUUGUAUGGUGUGCUAUAGCCGCUGAUAGUAGUUUCCAUAAUCACCAGAUUUUGAUCCGAUGACAUCUCUGAAAGGCUGUUGGAUCUUAUUUGGAGUGUUGACAUUUUUCAUGAUAAAGAUGUCAAUGAUGCUAGCACUAUCAGAGCUAUAGCGUGUUGGGUAGAGCGGAGCUACAAUCUUGACAUUAGCCAUGUUGGCAAAUCUAUUUAUAGUGUGUCUGUAUGCGUUAUUAUGACUGCAGUUCCAAUUUAUGUGUUGUGCAUUAAAGUCACCACCUAAAAUAAGUUGUGUAUUGAGUUUGGAAAGCGCUUCUAAAUCAGUGUAAACUUCCGUUUAUGAUCAGUGGGAGGGGAUAUAGAUGGAGACUAAAGUAAUUGGUCAUUGGGUGUGUGGAAUGAUCGUAAUAGCUAACACCUCUAUUGCUAAAAGCUGUGAAAUUGUGUUUUCGUAGUGAGGGAUGGAGCGCUUGAUUAAAAUCAUAUGUCCACCACUGCAUUUUCCAUUUGUACACUCUCUAUCUUUUCUGUAGGUGUUAUAGUUGCUCAUCCUGAAGUUUUGGUGUAGGCUAAGCAUUAUUUUUUGUAGGAAAAUAACAUCGGGAGAGUGCUCUUGUAUAAAAUCCCUGAGUUCAUUAACUUUCAGGGAUAAGUCAUUUGCGUUCUAUGUAACGAAGGAAAUGUUAUCACAUACAUUAGUUACACUGGCCAUUAAUCUCAUUCAUCAUUACAAAAUACACAAAUAAUUUAUCAGUAUUGUUCGUAUGAGACGUUGGAAACAUAGGUUUUAAAAAUUGUUGUCAUUCUUGCAAUAUUUGCUUGACCAAAAACAUUAUAAAUUUCCUUCAUAUAAAUUAAAAAUUGAAAAAUAUCUGAGCUAUUAGUGCUCUUAAUAUUAAAAUUUGUUAAAUUUUCAGAGACAUUAGCAUUAGUAUUUUAAUUUUUAUCCUGUGGAAAUCCAGCAAUGUUCAGUUUUUUUGGACUUAAGUCCUCCCUAACUGCAUUAGUCAUGUUAACAGGUUUAGGGCUUGAGCGAAGCUAAUGACAGGCUUUAUUUGAUUUUUCUUACUGUUUGAUGGUUUGUAUUUUGGAAAUUUAGGGCAUCCUCGAUAGGAACUUGGAUGAUUUCCAAGGCAAUUUACACAUUUUAGUUCUUCAUUUCUACCUUUGAUGGCACAAGCAGUAGUUCGAUGUUUUUCUGCGCAUUUGACGCACAUUGGCUCAAAGAAACAAUUCUCAAAGGAAUGAUGCCACUUUUGGCAAUUGUGGCACUGAGGGAGCUGAUUUUCAGACAUGUACUUCUCUACCUUAACAGAGAAUAACAUCAGGCCCCUCAGGUUGUAUAUCUCAUCCACUUUAUCCGACUGCAUUAGCAUCAACAAAAAUAAUGUCAUUGGUGCUUUGGUUCUUCGGCGAGUAAGUUCUGCAACUUUUUGCACAAUGAAACUUUUAUCAGAAACUGCCUGGGCUCUUUCUUGGUGAUUUGCAUUUGAGGGGAGUCCUUUAACCUUGAUUGGCCUUUUAUAUUUUUCGCUUAUUAUAUAAUGCUCAACCUUAGUUUCCUUGAAAAAUGCAGUUAGGGUACGGUGAUCAUCCGGAGUUUGGGGGAAGAUUUUUAAAAAUUCAAUGUUGAUUUUCCAUAAAAAUUUAGCCUGUGUUUUUGUAUCAAGUUGCUGAAGAAAAUCACCAAAAGAUAAGACUCCGGGUUUAACCAUUAUGGGUGGAAUAUUUGGGGGUCUGGGGGGAGCUAUUGCUGGAUUUCCACGUCCUCAGGGGAAGUGCCAGCAUUAUCCAAAUUAUUAUCAAUAUUACUUUCAUUCAAAAUAGCAAACUUAUUUUUAACUUCUAACACAUUCUUCAUUUUUUUCAAUUUUUAACUGCUUAGAUGUUUUAGUUGGAAAUUGAAAACCAUUACUAUCAGUAAUAUCAUCAUAAUUUUUCGAAACAGUUUUACGUUUGUUACUUAAGGUACUACUACUAAUUGUUGCAAUAUUUAAUCUAGACAUGCCUGUCGAAAUAGUCAAACCACACUUACCUCCAAGUUUGGCUACUUAAUUCUUGAGCUGCUUGAUGAGUUUAAUCAUGGGCUUAGUCACAAUGUCCGGCUGUGUCACAGCACGCUUCUGAUGGUAGGCUUUCACGGCAGAUUUUGUAUGUUCUAUCUGUUUCUCCAAGUCCACGAUCUGCGAACGCAUAAAGUCGAUCGAAACACUAUUAGCAGUUAAGUUGGCGACUUCUUGAGCCUUAAGCUGAACGUUACUAUUGAUGACAUGGACGCUAUUGUCCACGCGAUUAUCGUUAUCACCAUCAGGCGAAACAACUUCAGCUGGCUCGCUCAUAACAAGCACCUACAUCCACCAGGAAUCAGGACCGAAUGGCUUUGUGCAGUGUUCUCAAAGAAAAAGGGGCCAUGAACGAAAUAGCUGUAAAACCACCCCAUACAGUAAUGUAAUCAAGAUACAGAGACCAUUCAUGCACAACAUUAGGACUUGAAUUACCCAAUAUAUGACAGUUUUGAAUAUUAAAUACACCAUCUAGGGUAAAAUGCGCCUCAUCCAACCACAAAGUGUUUCAAGGCCAGGCAUUGUAAAUGGCUUCUGACAAAAGAAGGCUAGCAGAAUCAGUUCAUUUGCUCAGGUCUGCAGAAUGCAGCUCUUGUAAAAGUUGGAUCUUGUAUGGAUACCACUUUACAAUGGGUCUACAUAGGUUUAAAUAGGAUAAAUUUAAUUAUAACAAUCCUAUAUUUAAUCAGUAUAUAUUUAUUAAUCUAUAAACUUUUAUAUUUAGUAAAUGCAGCUAAGAAAUUAUUUUUAUUGGUUUUGCUGUAUAUAAAUGAUGGCAUGUGUUUAACUUUUUCACUUUAUUUGGGUUAAGCAAUUUCAACUGCUUAUAACCAAUUUUGCCAUAAGUUUUUUCUGGCAAUUUGAAUGUCCCAUUUUGUGGUCAAAUAAAUAUCCUUAAAGCUAUAAAUCUGUUUUUAAGGAGGGGGAUACCUUUUCAAUUGAGAGUCCAUGAUUUAGCUAUUUUUCCCUUCUUUGUGUAGAAUAGUUUUUGUAAAUAUUAAUUAUUGAAUAUUAUGUGUAAAAAAUGUAAUGCAUAUUAUGUGUAAAAUAUGAAUAAAAAAUGUGCCUGUCUGCUAUAAUCUUUUUAAUCUUUUAAAUAUUUUUUUCCAUAUGACUGUAUUUUCUUUUUUUAAUCAAAUGCUAUGAUAUUUAAAGAUAAUUUGAAAAAUUAAGUUUUUUCCCCCUUUUAAAAUAUUGUGUGUUGCCUUACUUUUUGUAUAAAAGUGUUAUAUCAUAUUUUUGUUAAAUUAUCUUUGCACAUGUUAAAAGACUAGUUAAGCAAAAUAAUGGUUGAAAGUUUUAAUGUCUGUUACUACAGUUGAUCCGUUGCUGUUGUAUUACAUGUUAUGGUAAAUAAAUUGAGAAAUAAAAUUUAUUAUUAUUUUAUA
This is a messenger RNA of Stegodyphus dumicola, 13049 nucleotides long. RefSeq names its product tigger transposable element-derived protein 6-like. The record is from RefSeq and is a predicted model, not a curated record. Lineage: Eukaryota; Metazoa; Arthropoda; Arachnida; Araneae; Eresidae.